GUCCGUGCUGUUCUGCUCUCCUCUGCUCGACCACAGCGCAGCUCACUCGGCUGGGUGAGAUCAUUACCAGACAGCAGGCUCCAGGCUCUAACAUUCACCGAUCGGGAAAGCAGAGCGAGGGAUCGCAGAGAGCCUGAGCCUUGAUCCUAUGCAAGCGGCUGGAGGGAAAGCCACCUUCGACCAUACCGACUCCUCCGUACUGUCGCUUGGGCUUGAAAACUCGGUCUUGUUGCUGACAGCUGACAUUUGUCUUCUUUGAGCCGGUUCCUUGAAGCUCGAAGACGGAUGCGGGCUUGUUUUGACUGCGGUAAUAGCCUUCGCACCUCUCCUUCUCGCGUGCGUAGUGGAACGGAUUUGUGAGGGAUCUUAACUUGACGAAGCUUCACGAGUGGCCGGCGGUCCUGCAAGGGGCCCCGGGGACGCUUUUUGUCCGGCCGCCAGGCAAGCCGCACAGGGCCCCGGAGAGAGCUUCUUUCAGCUUGGAGUUGGACAUAAACGUCUCUAAUUGGAUUCCUCCUCCCAUGGUGGCUUCUUUUUUUUCUGUCAUCACAUCGGCUGCAUAACCCCAUUUCGCUUUUUUUUUUCUUUUUCUUUUUGCAAAGCAACAUUGACGCCAUUUUCCUCGGGGUUUUGUGUCAAAAAGCAUCCAAGUAUAUUCCAGGAGCGUGUGACAGCUCCCCGGGAGGCUGUCAUCUCAUCCGUCGCUUGUGUAAAAAUGUGUCUAAAUGGAUUGUAAAUGAUCUUGAUAAAUAAUUUACACGUCAGAGCUGAGUGUGUGACAACAUUAGACAUGGAUUGUCCGUGGCUUCCCAGCGUGUCAGUGGGCCAACCGAGCCGACCCCAAUAGCUGAUUGACAACAACCCGGCCGCCGACAGACCUCCAUCCUCUUCUUUCCGAUUGGCUGGCCGCCACAGCUUCCCCCAUCCUGACUGGCUCUGGCGGGAGAGUGGAUGGAGCCACGGGAUCCGGUUGGCUCGGCCCGACCCAAAGAGGCGGAGUUACAGGGAGGCGGGGCGGCGCGAAAUGAAGGAGCGGGAGGUAUCGGCUUGGCACGUAGCGAUGAUGUGAUUCACGGUGGCGUCAGUGAAGGGGAGGGGCUUGAAGAACACGGGGAGGGGCUUCUGGAAGAGCAGGAGUUUUCCAUCAAGGAAGCGAGUUUCCAGGAAGGAAGUCUAAAGCUGAAGAUCCAGACCACCAAACGUACUAAGAAGCCCCCGAAGAACCUCGAGAACUAUAUUUGCCCACCGGAGAUCAGGAUGACCAUCAGACCUCCGGCUGGAGAGGGCAAAGGGGGCCGGCAAGGGCGAGCUGGAGGCGUGGCCAUAUCGGGGCGGGUUCAAAAGGAUGAAGACAGAGGACCGCCCAGAAAAAGAACAUAUGAGCGCCAGUCCAGAAUACCUGAGCAGGGAGAAGGAGGCCUAUUGCAACUACUAGGAGACCCCUCUCCACCCAAACACCAGCCCCGCAACGUUCUUCUUCCCGCAUCCACUCUCUCUCCUGUCCAACCAUUGCAACACGUCCCCACGCAACAGUUCCAGCACAUUCAGCAGCACCAAGUCAGCCCAGACUGGAUCACGUUUAGAGCACCUUCGGUUUCUCCGGCCAAUCCUGCAGAUUGCGAGCCAGCCGUAGAGUUAAUGGCAGCCGGUAGGAGUGCAAAUGCUCUAAUGGAUUCAAAUGCACCUUUCCUACGAACUGUUACUCAAAGCCACUCACCUCAGAGAUCUUUGACGCCAGACCUUCAGUUGCCAGUUGUUACAGAUGCCAGUAUUCUCAACCUUACCUCUCUCAGCAGGGGGAAAGGUUUGCAGGAAGCUAAUGAUCAGCUCUUUGGGAACAUCAAGAGGAAGUAUGGCAGGAAGGAGUCCCAGAAGAUGCUUUCUAAUCCUCACAGUGCUGACACGCUGUGGGGAAGACAGUCCGAAAAAGAAACAGGAAGCCCAUCUAAUUCAGAAGACAGGCAGCGCUACAGACAAGAAGAGACGACUGAGCAGUUUCAUGAAGAAAGAGAGCAUAGAAGAAAAGAUGAAAGAGAGCGAACAAUUACUGGUAGGAGAGCGGAUGACGAGGACAGAGGGAUGCCCAUGCUGACAGAGGAAGGAAAAGGAAGAAAGAGGCGGAGAAAGCCUUCUUUAGAUGAGUCCUUUUCUAUUGAAGAGCAAUCCUUACGACGACAGGACUCUAAUACCACUGAGAAGUACCCGCAUAAGCCUCCAGAACACAAAGUAGCUCAUAAGUUGGACAUUCACAAAAAUGAUUCCAGACUCCCAAGUCAGGGUGAGAUCGGUGGAGAGAAGACGGAGAAAAGCGAAAGACUGGACAGAGGUGAGAAAAGAGAAAGAGUAGACAGGCCAGAAAAGGAUCAUUCAACUCGGAGUGGGACUGAUCCAGAAUCAACUUUUAGUAUGAACAGAAUGAAAAAGAUCCCAGUGAGUCGUCCCAAGAGCAGUACUGAUUCUCAUAAACACAGAGAUCUUUCCCUAAACAUCAGCAAACCAAGCUUCUCCACAAGUCCCAGACUCCCCAGUCCAAACCCCAGCCCUAGCCCUAAGGGAAGUAUGAGUCCGAGCCUAAGCCCUAAACCCAGGGCGAACUUUAGCCCUAGCCCCAGACCGAGGGCCACCCUGAGUCCGAGUCCAAGCCACAGCACCAUCUCUACAGUCAGCUCCAGGUCAGGCAAGACUAAAGACAGAUGGUCAUACCUGAAAGCAAGAAGUCAGAACUGCAUCACCUCACCACAGAGAGACAGCUGCAGUAGUCCAUCGAUGGUAUUUGACCCACCCUCGGCCUUCCCUAUAACCCCCUCUAGUCCACUCUACACAAAUACUGACAGCCUGACCGUCCACAUGCCCCUCAAAAGAAAACGAGGACGCCCCAAGAAACAGCCCCUUCUAACUGUAGAAACCAUCCAUGAGGGGACAUCCACUUCACCCCUAAGCCCCCUAGCACAAGAAACCCCUGCCGGACUAAACCGCAGGAGGAAGACCAAUCCACCAAACACAGCAAUUAAUACAACAUUAGUCCAAAUGGUGUCAACAAUUACCAGUUCCAAGUCCAGUGGUCCGAAAGUAAAACGUGGCAGAAACAACUCAAACCCAAUAAAUAAAGUAAAGCUUGGCAAGAUGCAAAGCAUCCUGAAUGAAAUCCUCUCAAGCUCCAGUAGGAACAACACUCUGAAGUCUCCUUCCGCGCCUGUUACCUCUGCUAUGAAUGUCAUGGCGUCGACCAUCGAGGCUCGGCUGGGCAAACAGAUAAACGUGAGCAAGAGAGGCACCAUCUACAUCGGGAAAAAGAGAGGCCGUAAACCCCGAGCUGAAACGCAAGGCUCGAUCCCUCCCAAAAGUGUUAAGGACAAGCCCUCCAUGACAGCAUCCUCGUCCAGUCUGUACGAGAGCUCGAUUCUAACCGCCACCACUUCCUCUCCCAGCUCCAGUGCCCCAUCGAUGAGAACCAGCCACUCUGAUGCCACGAUGCCUAGUCUGCAGCCCAUCUCAGCCCUGCCCCCCAAACCUUUAGCCAGAGGAUUUCUCUCUGGGGGAUGGAAACUGUCACCCCCACGUCUUUUAGCGAAUUCACCCUCACAGCUUUCUGAAGGUGCAUCAGUGAAGGAGGUCACCUUGUCUCCCAUCAGCGAGUCCCACAGUGAGGAGACUAUUCCCAGUGACAGCGGGAUCGGGACUGACAACAACAGCACUUCGGAUCAAACCGAGAAAGGCCCCGCCUCUCGGCGCAGGUAUUCUUUUGAUCUAUGCGGGUUUGAGGCCGCAGAGGCUGCUGCUCUUGAAGCGACUGCCAGAGGAAACAGAGCUCGAAUUGAACGACAAGCUGCUGCGGACAACUUCCUUUCUCAGCAGGAGAAGAAGCAAAAACAUAAUCGGCGUAAGAGGAAGUGCCUUCAGAGCCGGGAUCAGCUUCACUUUCUCUCUGAACUCGAGGAGGUCGUGUCGAAGCUCCAGCAGCUACGAGUGUCUCACCGAAGAUAUACCUGCUACCCUCAGAAUCCCUACCCCUCUAUUUUCCGCCUCAACUUUCACCAUUACUACCCGAUCACCUAUGACACGUACCCCUGCGACUCCAGUCCGUAUAUUCGCAGGAGUGCUGAUCUGAAGGCCAAGAGGAGGCGGGGUCGUCCAGCCAAAGCCAGUGAGCCAAUCGCCUCGAAAAUACCUUUUGUUCAAGGAUACGGCUAUCCACUGGAAGGGGGGAAUUACUAUGCAGCACCGUAUGCUGUGCCUUACACACCCCAUCUCAGCUUAGGCUAUUUCCCCCCCGCACCUCCGUACUACCUGCCUCACCACUCCCUUGGUCAUAUUCCAAUAUCACCCUUCAUGAGACCCGCGGUCCCCCCACCCAAGGCUUUUCACUCCAGUGGACACGCAAAACUUCAACCAGGGGUCAAGCAUCGCAGCAUCUCUGGUCAACUUCAGGGCCCCUCCGCAAGAGGGGAGGCAUUGGGAUCCAUCGGCAGUAGUAGCGCAGGUGGUCUCGGGGGUGGUGUUCGCCUCCAUAAGAGGAAGCACAAGCACAAACAUAAGCACAAAGAGGAACCCUUACUUUCUCCACGGGACCGGCAAGAGUUGGGCGGGCUCUUCAGUGGAGCCAAGGCCAGUUCUCAUCGCAACCUGCUUGGUGACUCAUCCAGUCAGGGCCCUUCCAAGCAUCAGGAGAAGAGGCCCAACGGUCUAGGCUCAAGCCUGGGCUCCACUCUAGGGAUGUUCGAGUCGGAAAAGGCGUCCUCGCACUCUCUUACCGAUGGCCACUUCCACUUGCGUCCGACGGGACAGCCAAUGAACAGCUUCAUGAGCAGCUACAGUAGCCAAUCACAGCAACAAGAAUCAUCGUCCUUCCUCUUCAUGGGGUCAGCGGAGAAUGAGUGUGGUUCAAGGAGUAGGAAGAUGAGGCCGACUGUGUUUGGAGAUCAAGGCCUGAUGUCACUGCAAACUGCCAGGCAGGAGCCAGUACAAAUGAACGAGCGCUCCAGUCCCUCGCUCUCUGGUGCUCCCGGUAAGCGACGGUACAAGCGCAGAGAGGUGGAACAGAUCCAGAAGGAAGUGAGAAGGAUGCAUUCUUUGAACCUCGAUCAUGUGCAGAAGAUCCUCCGUGCCAAGCGCCUGCAGCGACAAGCCAAAACCGGAAACAACAUUAUCAAAAGACGACCCGGACGGCCCCGAAAACAACCGCUGGAUGAUGAAUCCGCUCCGACCGUGAGGAGGGAGGAGGACCGGGCCGGCGGUCGCGGGUUGGACGUGUUGGCCGGAAGGACUCAGGGGAUGCCCGUUCUGGAGCGCUGUGAUGAACCCGCUGGUAGACAGAGCCUCAGGCCCACUUUGACGCCGGAGCCUCUGGAGUUUCCCAAUCACGAUUCCAUUUUGGCUACCAUUGAGAAAGUGGUUCACAGAGCCCGGGCUCUGCCUCCGCCGGCCAAAGGGGGCAAACGCAGGGGCAGGGGCAACAGCAGGGACAACCUAUGGGUUCCCUCCAAUCAAUAGACUCGCUGGAGAAAGCAACUCUGUAAAUGAACAUCCUUAUCAGACCCAGUGCCCUUAAUCCGGUGACUCCGUGGUGCACUUUGAUUUCGGGGGAAUGACACAGGUCAGAACACUUGCGGUGCCAGCUCUCAGUUUGAACGUGAGCCUUUUAAGGCUUCCUUGGACCUGCAUUUAAUAGGGCACUAUCUGGAUUCAUUUAAUCCUGAAGAAUUGUGUGGUACUAAUGAAAUUGUAGGACAUCGUGUGACUCUUUAUGUAUCUCAUACAGUCAUGUGUAUGGUACUUCAUGAUACUGUAUCAAAACGUGGCGUGAGCCAUAUAUUACCAGCAAUGGGAGGGUGGGAGGGAUAUACGGGGGGGUAUGAUUCAUAUAAAACUGUGCAGCUCAGCUUUCUUUCUGCCUUUCUGAAGGAGCCUGUCAAAGAGAAUACAGCAGUAAUUAAGCCACCUUACCCUUGUACUUUUCCUGGUGUUUGCUCUUACCGUCUGUGGCGUCUGUGUGAGGAUUUCUAUCAGUCCACCCCUGCAGCUUAAUCCCAUAUCCUUUUUGCCCCUUCUCCCAAUCUAGAGAUUUUAUCACCAAUACAGGAGAGGUUGACAACCUCUCCUGGACGCUGACCUAAAGGCAAUACGGUGGACGAGAGCGUCCUAGACUGUACAUAGACAAAACUUCAACUCUCGCUUGCCUUGUCCGACAGGAAACCAGCUCACAGACACGUACUGGAAUUCAGUAUAUCCGAUUUCGUUGCUGUACUAUAGACAAUGAACGUUGCAUAUUGUUUCUCUAACCAAAAACAGACAUGGAUGCGACGCAAGACGAGUUUGUUUUCAGAUAGAAACCACAUGUAUUCAGUCAUACACUCAUAAUUGUGUUUAUAUCUUGGGCGGGAGGGGGAGGGGCGUUGUAUACAGUGGGAAUAUCAGGUGUGUUUGUGUUUUUUUUGUUGUUGUUGUAAACCUUAAAAGUUGGUUUAAUGCACUAUAUAAAAAAAAAAAACUGUACACUUGCAUCAAUCAAAUGCAGCACUUAAAUGCUUGUUCCAGCCUUAUGGUUUUUGGCCUUGGAUGGUGUGGAUAUCCAUUCCGGAGAGCAUGCAUUACUUUUAAUCAAUUUGUAUAUGCAGGCUGCGCAGCCAAAAGCGUCAAAUCGAAUCCCGGCUAGGAAUUUAAUGGAGAGGGCUCACUCCAAUCUAGUGUUUGGAAAAGCUGACCCCACUCUUUAUGCUUUCAUUUCAAAAGAACUAUUUUUGGGACAGAAAAUCAAGAAUCCAGUAUUUUGAAGCCAAAGUCUCAGUAUUAAUUGUGAGGGCGUUUUCAUUCAACAAAAUUUAAAUCAGCGUCUUUAUCCUGUUGGAACCCAUGUAAAUCACCCCGUUGUGCACUCUAGAAUGUAGCCAGGAUUGCUUUCAUGUCAACGUGUACUGUGUCUUUUUACCAAUCUAGUGUUUAUUCCGUAUAUAAAGAAAUAUUAUUCAGUGUUCUAUUUCAGGAGAUUCCGUUUUCUUUGGACAGGGUGGGAUUCUCAGUUGCAGCAGCUCAACUUGUGCCUUAUGAUUUCUGUUGUUCUCUUAUAGGAAAUGACAUUUGACCUGAGAAAUACAGUAGCGAGCGGAAAAUAGUCAUGAUUGUGCACAGAGUAUCACAUGGAUCUUGGAUAUCGGAACCACAGCACCAUUUGACACAAAUUGUCCGAAGCCAGCGAGAACGUGGCGACUGGUAAAUAUCGCGUACUUUCCUGAACACUGCGUUGUUUGACUUUUUGCCACCACUCUGCUAGAUGACUUUCAAAUUGAAGAUAUUUCGUUACAGUUCACUUACAUAACGGUACCGCUUAAGUAUAAUAAGGCUUUUCAAACUGGUUAUCAAUUAGGCUUCAUGAAACCUUGAUAAACUGCUCGCGGUAAUUAAAAACAGCGAGAGCAAAGGACUACCUGCCAAAUUGUUAGCACCUACUUAGCACUAUUGCUUCAGCCAUCUGCCAAACAGGUCAUUCAUUGUUAAAUUAUGAUUUGUAUAAACCUCCAUUUUGUUUGCAGUUACGUGGAGAUUACAAAAUCAGAAAUGUAAAACUACAUAAAGUAUGGUAGUAUUUUUUACCAAACAAUGACCCCAGUUGGCUGAAGGUGCUGUGUGUAUUAAUGAUUCACAAUAAUUUCCCAACAGAAUUAUUAGCAUCAUUUACAAAGUAUAACGAUAUUGUAAAGUGGAACUCACAUCUGCGUUGUGAAUUACGAGUAACAAACAGCUGUAUAAUUAACAAAGGAGGCUGACACGUUCACAAAUCCUUGUUAGCUAUGCACUUAAAAUGCAUUUCAACAAACAAAGAGAACCAAGUGGUCUUGUGUAUUCAACAAAAUGAUCUCAUGUCACAAAAAUUGUGACAAACACCGGGAUUAUUUUGUAAAACAAGUUGUGCAUAACGCAACUAACAUUCAAUGUAUAGCGCGUUUUCUUCAGAAACAUUCACCUACUGGUGAGGCGGGAAAUGUGGAAAGAAAUUCCCUGAAAAAUUCAAAAUGAACCAAAAGUCAAUUAUCUGGCCAAGCAUAUUUCAGGGGGGGGGCCAGUGCCCCCGUGUCCCAUCACCAGCUCUGCCAGUGACUGUAGUAAUGGUGUCCAUGGAUGGUUGAAAUUGUGUCAUAAAACCACAGUAUUGAAGCAGCAGUCUUUCUAUUCAGAAUGCUCCAAAACCGACACACAAUUAAUUUGGGAAAAAGCCAUUUUGGUGGCGAUCCUACACAUGGAUCUCCAUCGAACAAGGGUAAUUCAUAGCCUGGCAAGUCAGACCAUUGCAUAGUGUGGCGUCGCAGUGAUGCGCAUUUCUGAGCAAACAGUUGAAAAUAACCGAACCAUCAAACAGCACACGUGACGUGUAGGAAAAAAUCUACAUCUUUCGAAAUAAAUACUUUCACUUCCGUCGGCUGACUCUAUGUCUUUCCAGUAAUUUAAUGCUGAAUUAAAGGGCAAGUCAACCCCGAAAUCUUCAUUACAAUAUGUUAUAUGUCCCCCGCUAAUUUAAACACGGCAUUCUGCUUAUUAUUGUGUUUACAGAAUAUAAGUUAAGCAGCAAAAUUCACCCAUUUUUAUCUAUCUCAGGGGGCGGCCAUUUUGCCACUUGCUGUCGACUGAAAUUGACAUCACAGUUUCCCGAUUCUCAGAUCGCAACCAAUCACGGCUCGGUUUCAGAAAAACUGGUGAGCCGUGACUGGUUGUAAAUAGCCAGACCUAAUCCCUGGUACGGUAUUGGGCCUGGCUUGCUUGGCUAAGUAAUUCAAACAUGCCUUAUCUAACCCCCCCCUCCUUCCCACUUUUCGACCUGAAUUGAGAGUCCCUGCAGAACAACAACCAUUUUGCCCGCAGCCUGUUGAGGAAGUACAGUUUGUUUGUUUGUUUGUCGGGUAGUUCUCUGAGCACCCCUCCCUAAUACACAACCCCUAAAAAUCAACUCAUCCCAGUCGCUGUGUGUUUGACCUUGCCCUGCGUGAAGACUCCCAGCGCUCUGCAGUGUGUUGUGGAUCGUGCACUGUGGUAUGGCAGUAGUGUGUUGCUUGUCGAGUUGAACAUCCCAGAUGUUGUCUGUCUUUUUGUCUAUUAUCUGCUACCAGCCAAUGCUCCGGUGCCUUCUAACACUGACAAGUAUUGUCCUAAACCUGAGCUUUCCCAUCGACCUGGCCACGGGUUGUGAUCAUGACGAGGGUUCGUGAUAUCGUUGACCAGUGGCUCUGAUUUUGACAUUGUGCUAUGUUGCGUUCGCUGCAGCUCGUUCAUGCCAGUAAUCUAUUAGCGGCUAAGCAGGGAUACGCUGUAAUGGUCCCUUCAAAUUUGAGCAUUCUGUCAGGCAGAGCCUCUUACUGUAUGUAGUCAUCCUCGCAGGUUGUAGAGUCACAUUUGUAAGCGAAUAUUACAAGCAGAUGAAUCGGUGAGAAAAAACAAUAAAUGUACUUCUUUAGAGCACAAAGUGAGGGCAUAUUUUAGUUUGUAUACAUAGUGAAUUUGAGCCUUUUUCUAGAGUGGCUUUCCUUUCUUCGCAUGCUCAACUUGAUUGUAUGCAUAAGUAUUUUAGACGAGCCGAAAGUUGAAUUUGGAGCAACACUUGUACAUUGUUUGAUAUUUUUCUUUUUGUAAGGAAUUUUUUAAUUCACGAAGCAUUUUUUGUACAUUGUAUGAAUAUGGAAAAAAAAACCUGCAAAUAUUUGACAUAUAGAUGAAAUACUAGAUGCGCAUGCGUAUGCAUAUAUUCUUCACCGUAUGUAUGUGCGCAUCUACACAUAUAUUUUGUAUUUGCAUUUGCUAGCAUACAGAUAUAUGUCUUUAAGCACAUAUAUACAUGCAAUGUAUAUGUAUAUCCAUGUCUGUCGGCAUGCUUUUGGUCAUGUUGCUCUUUCAUGAUCUUGUAGGUAUUUUUUUGUUUUGUUUUGUUUAACUUGGUUUUGCUGAAAAAGAAAAGCUCAUUCUUUUGCUAUCCUUCCGUUGGCUGGCUGCAUUGAGCACUUAUUAAGAAGAACUACAGUUGAAGUUGUUCAUGUUAUCCAUUGUGUGAAAUAAUAAAUGACUUUAUUGACAUCUUA
Syngnathus acus (greater pipefish) is the source of this 10058-nucleotide messenger RNA. RefSeq names its product SET binding protein 1 (gene setbp1). NCBI's taxonomy places the organism in Eukaryota, Metazoa, Chordata, Actinopteri, Syngnathiformes, Syngnathidae. Bases 952 to 5490 code for a protein of 1512 amino acids. The transcript is spliced from 7 exons. The record is from RefSeq and is a predicted model, not a curated record. Gene Ontology annotation, molecular function: DNA binding.